Molecule: messenger RNA, 773 nt
Organism: Macadamia integrifolia
Lineage: Eukaryota; Viridiplantae; Streptophyta; Magnoliopsida; Proteales; Proteaceae
Exons: 1
Coding region: 67-471 (134 amino acids)
Source: RefSeq, a predicted model, not a curated record
UUUCCUUCCCUUCUCACCCACUCCAACUAAUCCAUCUUUUUAGAUUCCAAAUCUCCAAACCCUCUAAUGGCGACCUCUGCUGCUCUCCUUUCCUUUCGACCUACCGGAAUCCGAUCUUCCGGCGACAGAAAACCUGAGAAUAAUCGCCGGAAAGUCUCUUCCGUCAACUGGUGGACACCUCUUUUCGGCUGGGGCUCUGAUCCCGACUACAUUGACGGCAAAAACACCACAACUAACGGCGACAUCAUCGAUCUUUCUGGCUGUGCAAACAUGAGGGACGGAUCUGUGUCCUUUCCGGAGAGAACGGCGGCUGGUUCUAGAUCGCGAUUCGCUCCAGGUUCUUUCACGGAGGAGAAGGCGAAACAGCUUCGGUUGAUGACCGUGGAGACCGAAAACUUCCACGACAUCAUGUACCACUCAGCCAUCGCGUCUCGUCUCGCUUCGGACUUUCCGAACCGAUCUUCUCAGUAGCGUUACUGCUGUCAUGGUUCCCGGCGCCGGCUGAUUUUGGUUUUCCGGCGAUUUAGGGUUUAGUAUGACUCUAUAAGGGUGAAAGGUAGGAUUUUUUUAACUUUUGCUCCUGCAAAUCCGUCGACUUUACUCCUUUGGAGAUUUGGAACUUCGAAUUUCCUUUCCUUUUUUUUUUUGUGUGUGUGUGUGUGUCUGCCAAUUAAAGUGAUGGCUGAUGACGAUGAUGAUCUUGAUUGUGUACAAUAUUAUAAUCUAAGACUCGAACUUGUUUGAGGAAAUCUACCUUUUGGGGUUUGCUUGAA